AUGUUAUCUUCAGGAAAGUUUCGAUGGUUAUGGCUGUAUUUAUUAUUUGGACAAUUGAUGAUAUCAUAUGUCAAAACAGCAUGGCCACCUUCCAAUUCUUCAAACGUACAAGUAUUGGGGAUCUUUGAAUAUCUUACAAAUAUUACUGAAUCUACUGUAUGGUCAGUUCAAUGUCGAGCAAUGUUCAUAUCAGCUAUAUUACUCUCUCAACAAUACAAUAUGACUAUUCAAGGACAGAAUAUCAGCUGGCAAGCAGUAGAAACUGGUGGUGAUCCAAUGACUGCUCUUGCAGAUACAUGCCAAAUAAUUUCAACUUCAAAUAUCGGUGGCAUUGUAGGAUCAGGACUUUCAAGCGAAUCGGUAGUUAUUGCUCCUUUUGCUGCAAAAAUCGGUAUUCCUGUCGUAUCAUACGCAUCAACUGAUCCAGCAUUAUCUGAUGGUAUUGUUUAUCCUACAUUCUAUCGUACAGUUCCAUCAGAUAAUACAACUGCAUUGGCAAUGGCUCAACUUUUCAUUCGGUUUAAUUGGACAUCAUGUAUCGUUAUCUAUCAGAAUGAUGAAUAUGGAACAGGUGGUGUACAAGCAAUAACUGAUAUAUUUAGUAAUCAGAAGUUAAUAGUUUCACAAAUGAUCAUGUUUGAUAUUGUGACUCGCACUAUUCGUGGUGACUUAAAAAGUCUUUUAAAAAAUAGUUCAAUACGAGUUAUUAUACUUUGGAUGGACUCAGCAUAUUCAUCUGUAUUUAUACAACAUGCACUUGAUUUAGAUCUUCUUGGACCACAAUUCACAUGGAUAUUAACUACACCUAUUUCAUUAGAUAGUUUUAAUAGCACAUCUUAUACUAAGUUAAGUGGAAUGAUCACUGUUGAACCAGUUCCAGGUGGUGCUGUAAAUGCUCCAAUAAACACAACAUUAUUAAAUGCAGCAUAUAGUA
Adineta steineri is the source of this 934-nucleotide messenger RNA. NCBI's taxonomy places the organism in Eukaryota, Metazoa, Rotifera, Eurotatoria, Adinetida, Adinetidae. The record is from the annotation of a GenBank genome assembly.